CCCAGGUCCAUCAGCUGCCUGCCUGCUGCAGAGAUGGUGCAAGCAACUCCCUUGCUCCUCGUGCUCUUCCUGGCCCUGGGGGCUCAUGGCCUCCAGGCUACCCAGCAGUGUAAGCUGACUGGGCAAUGGCAGAAUGACCUGGGCUCCAACAUGACCAUUGAUGAAGUAAAGGAAAAUGGUGACUUCACUGGAAGGUACCUCACAAAAGUGAAGAGUUCCCCAGAAGAGAUCAAGGAAUCACCUCUGGUGGGGUCCCAGCAGCUCCCAUAUUGGAGCCAGCCCACCUUUGGUUUCACUGUCCACUGGAAUUUUACAAAUACCAUCACUGUUUUCACGGGCCAGUGCUUUGUGGAUGCUAAUGGAAAGGAGGUUUUGAAGACCAUGUGGCUGCUGAGGUCACACGUACGGAGCCGCACAGAUGACUGGAAAGCCACCUUGGUUGGCUACAACAUAUUCCGGCGCAAGCAUAUUCUCAAGGAUUGA
Molecule: messenger RNA, 483 nt
Organism: Melozone crissalis (California towhee)
Lineage: Eukaryota; Metazoa; Chordata; Aves; Passeriformes; Passerellidae
Product: avidin-like
Exons: 4
Coding region: 34-483 (149 amino acids)
Molecular function (GO): biotin binding
Source: RefSeq, a predicted model, not a curated record